This is a messenger RNA of Camponotus floridanus (Florida carpenter ant), 2897 nucleotides long. It is a transcript of the gene Atg13, whose product is annotated as autophagy-related protein 13. Gene Ontology annotation, cellular component: phagophore assembly site; extrinsic component of membrane; cytosol. The transcript is spliced from 5 exons. Gene Ontology annotation, biological process: mitophagy; autophagosome assembly; protein localization to phagophore assembly site. The coding region runs from base 1011 to 2273 and encodes 420 amino acids. NCBI's taxonomy places the organism in Eukaryota, Metazoa, Arthropoda, Insecta, Hymenoptera, Formicidae. The record is from RefSeq and is a predicted model, not a curated record.
UUUAUCAAAUUAUUUACAACUCUAAAUAUGUAGCAUACGACAAGCCAUUUUUAAAAUCUAUAAAACAAACAACAAAGUUGUUCAUAGUUUUCACUCUUUUUUGUCAUAGUCUGCUUUUAGGCGAUCUUAAAGUCACUAGAUUAACAAAGUACCGCAAUUUUGAUCUCAAUAAGAUAAGCUGGUGCAAAAAUGGCGUAGUAAGUAGUAAGUAGUAGUUGCUUCUUUGUUCAACCAAUGGUUGACGCUACUUUUUAGCGUCAAUGAGGCCGCAUCUUUAGGGAUCUAAGAGCAGGCCAUGGCGUCUCUCGUUUUUUGCUGAUAUCCAAUUGGAUAAACUUUUUAUCUGGACAACAUUUCUAAUAAUUUAUUAGCUUGCAUGCAAACUAGCACGAAAAAUUGUAUUAUAUAUCGAUAGCUUUAAACUGUGAGUACGCAUGCGUGGAGUUUAUGCCUCCAUUUGGAAAUAUGUAUUCGGGAAUGUAUACUAUGGACUCUGAGAGAACGGUAAAAGGAGCAACGUGAUUUCUGCUUUGAUCGAUUUGUAUGAGUGUCGUAAAAAUAGAAAAUAGAAGGGAAAAAAAAUCUUGUCGGUAUUUUCGCAUAUUCUCGACUAUUCAGAAGACAAGAAUUCAGCACCAGGUUAUAAUAACUUUGUCAAUCCGCUACUCGUAACCGCUUUCUAAUAAUUGCAUCCACGUUUGACAUUUGGUCAUUCGGAGCUUUUCAUAGGAUCACCACCUGGACACACGUACACGUAACAGUACGCAUCAAUGAUGACGAGUUGGUCGAGAAUUUUUCCAAGGAAAUCUAUCGCGCUUGCGAUUAGAUCUGUUCAUAAACUUAGAUACUCGAGUGAAAAGGUCGAAGUGCAUCGAGUGCGUGCCGAGCGCGUGUAAGCGUUCGUGUGUGUUUGAUAUAUACAAGAGAAACGCGAUUUCAUGCGAAUCAAGAAUGCGGUACUAUUCUAUUACGAUGCUACGAUGUACCUCUCGUUCCUGUAAAUUCAUGGAAUGUCUGUGAGACCGAUUAUUUAUAUAUUAUAUACAAUGUCAACACAGCUAAGCAUGCAAGACAAGAAAGAUUUGGAGAAAUUCACCAAAUACCUGGCGUUAAGAGCCGCCCAAAUCAUAGUGCAAUCAAGAUCGGGCCAGAAAGUCAAUACCAUGUGUAAACCGGAUUCCUCCGCCGGCGAUUGGGUAAAAUUUAAUCUGGCGAUAAAAGAGCUACCUGAGGUCUCAGCUGAUGCUAAGAGAGCGCUAUGUGGAGAGAUAGUAAGUUCAUCUGUACCUCUCUGUAUAGAAAUUUCUUUGAAAACAGUAGAGGGUGACAAGAUGGUUUUGGAAACUUGGAGUCUUGGUGUUCUGCCAGAGCAAAGCGAUCCAACUGUACGAGUAACAUAUACUGUGUAUAACAGAAUGGGAAUUUUAUUGAAGUCUUUGCUUUCUGUAUCAAGAACUGCACCUGCUUACAAACUAAGCAGACGUCAAGGGCCUGAUUCUUAUACUAUGUGCUAUCGAAUAUAUAUGGGAGAUCCACAGUUACACAAUUUAGGUGAUAAUUAUAAACAUAUGAGAGUAGGUCAAUUGUGUACCCCAGUGGGUACCAUACAUUUGUCAGUCUCUUAUAGAACAAAAAUGACCAUAUCGCCCACUCACAAAGGACGAGAUUCUAUUAUGCUUAAAAGCGAUCAUUUUCAUUCAGAUUUAAGUCCACGCCAUGCACGAUAUCAGCAGAGUGAGGAAACAUCAAAAUCUCUCAGCGAUACCAUCAAAGUUGGUGCAUUUGUGAUAAACAAACCUGUAAUUGUUAACGAAGAGGAUCUUGUGAUACCGGAUGUACCAUUCAGUUCCUUAUUGACACCCAAACAAACAUCGCCUCCUCCAGGAUCACUAAUGAAUCCGACAAAUACAAAGACUGCAACGGCAGGUGCCACAACUGAUAGCAACAACGGAAAUAAUGAAAGACUCAAUAAUGAUAAUACGACUUCGAAAUGCGCCUCCCAAAAUGGAUCUAGAAGGAGUAGUUGUUCAAUGACUAGUGCCAACGAUGAUUUUAUUAUGAAAACCCCCUUUGCCGUUACAAAUACUAAUAGCGAUGUAGGGGCGUUUUAUCGUGAUUGUCAAAGUGCACCGCAAUUACAAGCAUUCAUGGAAGAAAGAACGCUCGCAGAACAACUGGGAGAUCUCACUAAGCAAUUGGAAACAUUUGAGACUAAUAUGCAGCAUUACGAAGAUAUGUUGUCAUCAUUGUGUCAAACUGAAAAUAAUAAUUAAGGCUGAACUCUACUAGCUGGUUUAAGAAUGCAAAUUGUAUACAACUCUAUUGUAUGCAUAUUUAAUGUGUUAAGGUGAGUAUGCAUUAAGCAAAUGAAUAACGCGAAUGUUACAAUAUUUGUAUUUAUAUUAUUUAUUCGCUUUUCUCUUUCAUAUUGAGUUAGAUUGAUUACUUGUUACAUAAAAAAAUACAAUGUCGGAUACAAUAAUUACACAAGUUUUAUUGUAACUUAAUCUUGAGAAAAAAUAACAGAAAACCAUGAAAAAAAUAGACAUUAUUGAUAACAUAACAUAACAUAUAAUAAUACUGCAUGCACGCGGGAAUAAAGUAACAUAUGAAUUCAGAACAAACUGUAGCAAAUAGCGAAUAUGUAAUAAUAGUAUUCAUACUGUAUAAAAACAUUUUGAUGUAUCGCCUUAGAAAUUAAUUAAUCCUAACACAAAUUGAAUACUAGCAAAUGUUCUGUUUGCAUUUAGCCUCCAAACUUUAAUAAGUACUUUAAAGCAUUCGCUGUUUCUUUGCUCAAUGUAUGUCCCAUCUUUAGAUAUUGAAACCUAUUGCCUUUGUCAUUUAUGCGCGAAAUAAUUGAAAUCAUUGAAGAACUUUUAUUUUUAUAGUGAAUU